AAGGGAGAAACCUCGGACAAAGAAGGGGGCGGGGAAUGGAGUGGAAGCCCUGGUAGCUGAUACUCGCGACGGGGUGGGAGAGUCGGGGGUGGCGGGGGUUUAAAAUGGAGUACUAGAAGGUAGAGCCCUAGAUGGGGUUGGAGGGGUCGGGGAUGGUAGGGUCUCCGGAGGCACCCCAGAGUAUGGCAGAAACCGACAGUGUACUUUUCUAGUUGCCUGUUUUCACCACACUCUUGACGUCUAACGUAACGCGAGCUUCUCGCAGCCACGCGGUAUAUAGUCGUGGGCCCACGGUAUGGUUCUUCACCAGAGGUAUAAAAAGGAAUCUCUUUUCAAAAAAGAAAAAAUAGAGGAGCUUAGCCUAUGCUUUUUCCAGCUUUCAAGUCUCAAUGAAUCUGGAGAUGAUGAAUAUCAAGGGGACCAGUCAGACACAGAGGAUGAAGUGGACUCUGACUUUGACAUUGAUGAAGGGGAUGAACCAUCCAGUGAUGCAGAAGCAGAAGAGCCUAGAAGGAAGCGCCGAGUAGUCACCAAAGCAUAUAAGGAGCCUCUCAAGAGCUUGAGGCCUCGAAAGGUCAGCACUCCAGCUGGUAGCUCUCAGAAGGCCCGAGAAGAGAAAGCACUGCUGCCAUUAGAACUACAGGAUGAUGGCUCUGACAGUCGGAAGUCCAUGCGUCAGUCUACAGCUGAGCAUACAAGACAGACAUUUCUUCGGGUACAGGAGAGGCAGGGACAGUCACGGCGGCGAAAGGGGCCCCAUUGUGAGCGGCCACUGACCCAGGAGGAGCUGCUAAGAGAGGCCAAGAUCACAGAGGAGCUCAACUUACGUUCACUAGAGACCUAUGAGCGGCUUGAGGCUGACAAAAAGAAGCAGGUGCACAAGAAGCGGAAGUGCCCUGGGCCCAUAAUCACCUAUCAUUCGGUGACGGUGCCGCUCGUUGGGGAGCCAGGCCCUAAAGAAGAGAAUGUGGAUGUGGAAGGACUGGAUCCUGCUCCCACAGCUUCUGCACUGACUCCCCGUGCCGGCACUGGACCCAUCGUCCCUCCUGCUCGCUGCUCCCGUACCUUCAUCACUUUCAGUGAUGAUGCGACAUUCGAGGAAUGGUUUCCCCAAGGGCGGCCCCCAAAGGUCCCUGUUCGGGAGGUCUGCCCUGUGACCCAUCGCCCAGCUCUGUACCGGGACCCUGUCACAGACAUCCCCUACGCCACUGCUCGAGCCUUCAAGAUCAUCCGUGAGGCCUAUAAGAAGUACAUCACUGCCCACGGACUGCCGCCCACGGCCUCAGCGCUGGGCCCUGGCCCGCCACCUCCCGAGCCCCUCCCUGGCUCUGGGCCUCGAGCCUUGCGCCAGAAAAUUGUCAUCAAAUAAGGAGAGGAGUAGUCCUUAGAAACCUCUUUCCUGCCCUGACUUGGGGCUCUUAAUGUUCCCCUUCCUCUCCCUGGUUCUCCUCUUGGUCAUCUCUGACCUUUGCCUGGCCCUUUUCCAUCUUUCUUUCCCCCCAGUUCCUAUUGGUUUUAUUUGUGUUUUUUAAUCUAAUAAAAGAGAAAGAUCCCCUU
This is a messenger RNA of Panthera uncia (snow leopard), 1557 nucleotides long. RefSeq names its product vacuolar protein sorting 72 homolog (gene VPS72). Gene Ontology annotation, biological process: regulation of DNA-templated transcription; chromatin remodeling. The record is from RefSeq and is a predicted model, not a curated record. Gene Ontology annotation, cellular component: nucleus. The coding region runs from base 296 to 1369 and encodes 357 amino acids. NCBI's taxonomy places the organism in Eukaryota, Metazoa, Chordata, Mammalia, Carnivora, Felidae. The transcript is spliced from 6 exons. Gene Ontology annotation, molecular function: ATP-dependent H2AZ histone chaperone activity.